This is a messenger RNA of Drosophila ficusphila, 1544 nucleotides long. RefSeq lists its product as uncharacterized. The record is from RefSeq and is a predicted model, not a curated record. Bases 165 to 1493 code for a protein of 442 amino acids. Gene Ontology annotation, biological process: cilium assembly. The transcript is spliced from 2 exons. Gene Ontology annotation, cellular component: ciliary basal body; axoneme. Lineage: Eukaryota; Metazoa; Arthropoda; Insecta; Diptera; Drosophilidae.
AAUUAGCAAUCAGUUAUGAGUCCGGAGAUAACUCAUGAACAAUCUAGGCACAUCUCCCUUUCCGUUCAUCAAAACUGUUACACAAAUUAAGAAGCCACAAGCUUAAUAUCCAAAGAAGUUAAACGUUGGUUCACAGACUAUUCCACCUCACUUUCGGCCCCAAGAUGAGUAAGUCAGCACACAGCCUGAACACCGAUACGCAGAGCCGGCGGUCGAUGAAAUCGCAUCCGAGCAAGUUGCAUGUUUACGAGUACGUUGCGCCGCAGGACUUGGACGUCGUGGCCAUUAUAUACAAGUACUAUCUGGAGGACUUCCGCAACUUCACGGAAGAGGAGCGCCAGGAGCGGUUGGCCGGCUUGGAUGCGCUGGACAUGCUGCGGACCAUCGAGCAGGUGCACAACGAUGUGGCCACCCUGCGCCUGGAGAACCACAUCAUGGUCGAGUUCCUCGAGAAGAACGAUCCGAAGCUGCUCUUGGGGCUGCGGCAGCGUCGCACCUCGAUUCUCCGGAAGCUGCAGGUGAAGCGCGGAUCCGCGCAGGGGAGCCACGGCGUGAGCAGCCGGCAUUCGAGCUCCAAGCGCUCCAUUCCCAUGUCGGUGAACCAGCUCGUUUCCAUCAGUGGCAUCAGCGCCCCCGAAAAGCGCCGCGGAAUGGACUAUAAACUGAAUUUCAAGGCCAAGGCCGAGAUGGCCGAGAAGAGAGCUUCCGAGGUGGAGAAGCGGGUCGCGGACAUCGAGAGGAAUGCAAUGACCGAGGUAAAACAGCUGAGGGCCAAGAUCGAAGAGCUGCGUUUUCGCAGCGAAGAAACCAUCGAGACGGAGAACAACUUCAUGCUCCACUUCCUGCGCGAUGAGAACGACGUGGCCUUCUUGGAGUCCGCCACCGAGCGGCAGAUUGAGCGCAAGCUGCGCAAGUUUACAACGAAUUGGUUCAAGAAUGCGCGAGCUCUGCUGGGAACCAUGAAGCUGACCAUUGUUUCUCUGCAAGAGACCUGCCAGCAGCAUCGAGCAGACCUGAUCACCAAAUCCGAUCUGAGCGGCAUCUUGACGGCGGUGGACUUUGAGAAGCUGAUCAUCAAGCGAACCGAGCUGGUCAAUCAGUUGGAGGAGAAAAAUAUUCACAUGGCGGGACUGAAAGGAGUCACCGGAAAAACGUCCCUGGCCAUGACUGAGGAGAAGCAGGCGAUGAUGAACCUGGAGUCCGAAAUGCGCACCGUUUUGAACAGAACCGAGGAGGUCACGCGAGCGAUCCAAAAACUGGAGAAGGAGGUGGCCGCCGUGCAAAUACACAACUCAAAGGACUACGUGACCCUGGACGAGUUGAGGGCACAGCUGCAGGAGUACGAGGCGCCGAGUGUCAGCGAGUACAUCGAGCGGAAGGAGGAGGCCCACGUCCUCGAGAAGGAAGAGAAGAUGCUGCAGCGCAAGAUCUACAUCCUGAACAUGAAGCUCAACAACGCCAUUCGCCGGCGAAACCGACUUGAGGACAAUUGACUUGUGUUCGCGAUUGUUUCUUGAACAAAUUAAAGCAUAUAUUUAAAUUUA